AUGGAGACGUCGCUUUCGAGUCCUCAUGGACGAAUGGAUAAGUUUUGCUCUCUUGAACUUGUCCUUUUUAUGUCCAAUCCUUCUCUUCCAACUAAACCGAACCGGAAAACCAGCUUCGGAGAUCGGUGUUUACUGAUGGCUAAGCAACAACGAACUCGGCUCUAUAUCCUACGGCGCUGCGUCUCAAUGCUACUUUGCUGGCACGACCACUCUAUUUCUGAUUAGUUUGUGGUUUGGGUCGGAAUCAUGAACCGGAAGAAUGUGAUGUUAUUUAGAGCUUUUUAGUUUGUGUAAUUGAGGAAGAUUCUAAGGAUUGGGCCUUUUGGGCCUUUGUACAUACUGUGAAUAACAUAUGACUUUUUUUUUUUUUUAA
Molecule: messenger RNA, 373 nt
Organism: Arabidopsis lyrata subsp. lyrata
Lineage: Eukaryota; Viridiplantae; Streptophyta; Magnoliopsida; Brassicales; Brassicaceae
Exons: 2
Coding region: 1-225 (74 amino acids)
Biological process (GO): negative regulation of cell population proliferation
Source: RefSeq, a predicted model, not a curated record